CAGCUAAAACAGACAUCAGAAAUCAAGCAACGUGCAACAACACAGUUCACAGUUCACACAGUUUAUUCGGAAGCCCAAUCGGACUAAAAAUCAAAAACAAUCAAAAUGAAGUGCGCAAUUGCUAUCGUUUUCGCUGCCAUGCUCUCUGUGAUCCUUGCUGCCCCAUUGGACGACAGUGCCAAUGCGCAAAUCCUUCGUCAGGAAUCCGAUGUCCAGCCCAAUGGCUACAAGUUCUCGUGGGAGACAACCGAUGGCCAGAAGCACGAUGAGGAGGGAACUCUGACCAACCCUGGUGCUGAGAACGAAUCGAUCGCUGUCCGUGGCUCAUACUCCUUCACCGCUGAUGACGGUCAGGUCUACACUGUCAACUACAUUGCCGAUGAGAAUGGCUUCCAGCCACAGGGUGCUCAUUUGCCCAAUGCGUCGAACUAAUUAAUUAAUUCCUUAACGCAAUUCACAAACCAAGAGCUGUUCUAGAAGUUGAUUAGUAAAUAAACGACAAGCAAGCAUAA
Drosophila albomicans is the source of this 512-nucleotide messenger RNA. It is a transcript of the gene Lcp65Ac, whose product is annotated as larval cuticle protein 65Ag1. Gene Ontology annotation, cellular component: chitin-based extracellular matrix. Bases 106 to 432 code for a protein of 108 amino acids. Lineage: Eukaryota; Metazoa; Arthropoda; Insecta; Diptera; Drosophilidae. The transcript is spliced from 2 exons. Gene Ontology annotation, molecular function: structural constituent of chitin-based larval cuticle. The record is from RefSeq and is a predicted model, not a curated record.